CACCGCCUUGUGCCUUAUUCAUCCAAAUAUCCUUGGUUUGCGCCUCACUGGCCUCACCUGCGCCUCACCCAACACCUCAUUGUGGCGCCAAUCCCGUGACUCACCUUGAUUGUUACCUUAUUGGUCUUUUCCAAUGCCAUAGUCCAGUUGGAACCAUAUCAUCCACCUGUCUGUGGCAAUCCUCCCACAGCAAACAAUGUGACGGUGAGACGCUUCAACCGAUCUCAAAGACAGUGUCGCUAGUGAGCCGGUGGAUCAGUUUCUCAGCUCGACGGCAACUUCUUCAUGGAUGACGAACCUGAAUCCGACCUUCUCGAAUACCACGAAUAUGGAGGCCGAUAAAGCCGGAACAGAAUUCAACAUGGCGAGUUCCGGCAGUAGCGCUCAGUCUUCUUCCAGCGAUGGCGCAUCACCAAGCACACAAUCUCAUCCAUGGGUGGCUAGAUCCAACUUUGAACCAACACAAGGAUCACCUCAAACAGCCGGACCACAACUGUACGAAGGAUACGUACCGACGCCUACAUCAGCAAUGUCAUCCCACCAGCCACUGCAGCCUCAGGCACAAGGUUAUAUCUUUAUGCCUCCACAGACAGUGCGUCCGAAUCAUCAACCAGUCCAACAGCGUGAACCAAGCCAUCCGCAUUCUGGACACAUGGGGCAAAUGAACAGUCAACUUCCUCCACAACAUGCCGAGACACCUCCAUUUACUCAUCCACAAUGGACUGCUCCUCAAGGACAGUCUUUUGGAUUUCCGCCUUUCCAGCCGCAUCACCAGCAGAUGAGACUGGUUCCACCAAACCCUCCUCACAGUUUCCCGCAGCCCGGACGAUUGGGCCGUCCUUUUGCCCCUGAAUAUCAAUAUGGCCACGGCCCAGGUUAUCCUCAAAUCCCUCCCCAAGGGAUGUAUUCACCAUACGUUCAAUACCGAGCAUUCCAAACAUAUCAAUUCCCGGGUCAUCCUCAAUCUUCCUUGCACUCAUCAACCCCUAGAGCAUACGUUCUGAAUCAUUCGUCUGAUCCGCAUCAGCUGCUGGCAAAUCUUCAAGCUCCUCGCCUACAACAGCAACCCUCCCCAAUCGCGGAUACACAGCCUUCCAGUCUGCCACCUAAUUACAUUCCCUUUCCCAUGGAGAAAUUACCCCAGCUACAUGUGACCCCGUCCUCAGGACCAGCUGCAGGAGAUGGCGAAGAACAAGAAGUGCAGACUUCUGCUGGUGAAGAAAACAUGUCCAUGGAUGAAGUGGACGCAACAGAUGUUGACCAAGCGAACGGCCAAGGACGGAAACGCGCUCGUGGAAAGCAAUCCUCAGCUGCGGGUCACCCCAGGAAACGACGAAGAAAGACGGGCAAGCGAGGUGGUUGGAGUAAAGGUAUGCAACUCGGCCACAGACCUGCCAUCGACCCCGGUCCCGAGUUCACUCAAAUCUUGAAAGAAGCCAACAAUGCGUGGGUGGAGCUGGACAUAGACCAGGCUCUUGAGCUGUGUUUGAAAGCCAUCGCAAUCAACCCAGAAAUCUAUGCUGCUCAUGCUCUUCUCUCCGAAAUAUACUUUUACAAAGGCGAAAACGAAAGAGGCAUUGCUACACUUUUCACUGGUGCUCACAGCAUACCCACUGACCCUGAUGUAUGGCAGAGAGUGGCUGCAGCAUGUUUGGAAAGACCAUAUGGAGACAUGCAACGAUCUCUUCAGCAAGCAAGUUAUUGCUACGCUCGAAUUAUUUCCAAAAAUCGCAAAAACUUGGAUGCACGGCUUCAGCGUGCGUCAGUCAACAGACAGCUGGAGAAUUACAGGAAAGCGUUUUCCGACUUGGAGACCAUCCUCGAGCACAAGCCACGACAUUCCGACGCCAUGAGACUGUUCGCUGAUAUUUGUGUCGAAACUCAUGAUCUUCCCAAAGCAAAGGCGUUGUACGAAGAAACGCUGGAUUAUUACCGUCAGCACGGCUUUGAGGGCGAGGAGGAAUUCACCUGGGCCGAUGUGCUUGUCUAUAUACAGCUUCUGGCUCAAGAAGAGCCACCUGAAUUGGCAUUGGAAAAUUCCAUCGCCAACUUGAAGAGGUUGUCCAGAUGGCUGCUCGGUAGACAAGAUGAGACAUACUGGGAUGAAUACACCGAGGACGACAGAGAAUGGGACUCUGAAGAUGAGCCAAGAAGAGUUACCGUGCUGCAAUUCAUACCGGGCAGACAUCCACCCGAUGCAUACGGCCCUGGUCUGCCUCUGGAGCUUCGCUCUCGACUUGGCAUGCUUCGUCUCAAGCAAGGACCCGAACAAUUGGAAGAAGCACUCGCCCAUUUCGAAUGGCUCGAAGCGGAUGCGAGGGACCUUACUGCGGCUCUUUGGCAGUACCCCGACCUGUUUCUCGAGGUUGCCCAGGCUCUUCACGAGGCCAAAGAACAUAACCAAGCACUCCGUUAUCUCGAAGCUCUGAAAGAAGCCAAGGCGUACGACGACAUGACCGACUACUGGCUGCUCAUCGCUGCAAACUCCUACAUAUGCAGCAAUAAAGAGCAAGCCAUCGAAUGCUAUGAGGAAGCCAGGGCACUCGACGAAAAUUGCAUUGAAGCCAGGACUCAGCUGUCAAAGCUCUAUGCCGAUCUUGGAGAUAAAGAGCAAGCACUGGAAUGUGCUCGGGAAGCCGUUGUGAUUGCAGACAAUUCACUCCAAAAGACCGAAAGACGGAAGUACGAGCGCAAAGAGCAGCGACUUGCUCGUGAGGGGGCAGAAAAGGCUCUCAAGGAGGCAUACAAGCUACCGGGUGUUGUUGAGCCAGGCGCGCCAGUUAAUUCACUCGAAGCCCGCCUUCAGCGGGUGCCCAAGUCCAAGGCCAGACGCAAACAGAAAGUAUCUGAGCUCGCAGCACGCGUCGUAAACGACACCGGUCUUUCGCGGAAGAGUCCACACAAACCGGAAACCCCCGUCGAGGAAAGUACCUUCACAGAAGCUCCACCAGACCAUAUUGAAAAGAGUCCAAACGCUCAACCUGAGACCGUCGUAGAAGCUCCAGCCGACAACACCGGAACGAGCACAACCGUUCAGCCCGAAAAUGUCAAAGACAAAGUCAAAGCCAACCGUCCUCGAAAAGAACCCACCACUCGCCGUGUCCGCCAACCCGCCCUCGCCAAACCGAAACGCAUGAACGCCGAAGAGCGCGAAGUCCAUCGCACCGAAACCAUCAACAACCUGUACCAGACUCUUCUCGAUAACACCGAAGCCAUGCGCUCUGGCGACGAAAUCGCCCGCCACACCUGGAUGGAGUGCGCCGAAAGUCUGAUCAUCGACUUCCGCACCAACCGCGCCUUCUACCCUGGUGAGCGCGCCGCGAAGAAAAGACCGCCCUACGAUAGUGAUAUGCGCAAUGCAACAAAUUCACGCAAACGCCCCGACGACAGCCAAGAUCCGGAUCAUGAUCCAGACUUCCCGAUGCCCUCCGUUGAAGGGCUCACGCAGCACCAGCAGCCUGCGACGACAUACCGCGACAUAUCACUCCCAGACUGGCUGGAUGUGUUCCUCGAGUACGCAUUACUCCUAGCCAGUGACCCCGGACCCACCGCCGAAGCCCACCGGCAGCAGCGCUGCUAUGCCAUCAUCCGCGCCGCACUCGACUGUAUCGUAUGGUACAACGACCCCCCCUCCGUACUCCUCAUCCACGUCACACACCUCGUUUGCGCGCUGGCCUUGCGCGACGCACAUACCCUCUUCAACAACGUCCUGCGCUGGUUUGUCCGAACGUACCAAUUCUGCACCGACGCAUACAGGCUCUUCGCGGCGCUGAACUUGUUCUUCCCGCACCCCCUCGACAAGGCGGGCAAGGAAGGACAGAUGCAAAAUGCCGCUUUCCGUACCGGGCCCAGCCAGAAGUUCUGGUUCAGACAGGUCAUGAUCCUUGACGCCAAUUUACCAACGGACUAUGAUCCGGAAGGCUGGGGCCCUGUGCCGAGUAACAUGCGCAACGCAGACAAGGAGAUCCGCAAAGACGACGACGAGGACGGCGGCGGCGGCGGCAUGGGUAUGCCACCCCGCGCGUACAGGGAUGCAGACGGGCAGGUCAUAUUACCCGACGAGAUGGAUGUAGUGCUACUCACGCUGUACGGACACAUCCUGUACGCGGGCAAUUCCUUCCCCAGCGCGCUGAAUUAUUUCUUCCGCGCGCUCAGCUUGGACCCGAAGAACCCCGUGGUCCUGCUGAGUGUUGCUCUGAGUUACUUGCACGAGAUGGCGAAGCGGCAGAACGUGGAUCGGCACAUGUACGCGCUGCAGGGGUGGGCCUUUUUCGAGGAAUACGUCGACGCGAGGAGGGAGUGGGCAGACAAGAAGGGCGACAAGGAUUUGGAAGCGGUCGUCGAACGCGAGAUCGAUUUCAACAGAGCUAGGUGCUGGCAUAUGCUUGGUAUGUCGGAUUUAGCUGUCCGGGGGUAUGAAAAGAUACUCGCUGUGCCGCCGGAGCUCGCAAAGGUGAAUCAGAGAGCGGACGAGGCUGUUGAGGUCGAAGGUGAAGGCGAAGACGACGAUCAGGCCCAGCAGAAGCCUGGUACCGAGCAAGAUGGGAAGCAGAAGCAUGCUGGCGAAUACGCAAUGGAAGCGGCAUAUGCGAUCCAGACCAUGUACGCGUUGAGUGGGAAUGCCAUCAUGGCCAAGGAGGUUACGGAGAGAUAUCUCGUCGUCUGAUGAUGAAUGGGAAAACAGCACCAUGCUCAUGUUUGAUUGCCCGGCGGCAGCACUCGACUUUCCAGAGGCUACAGAACAGUCAAUAAUGGUAAAAGUGCUCAAAUCGAAAGCUUUAGAGCUAUUUUAUGUACACAACAAUGCAUCAAGCCAAUGAGGCUACCA
This is a messenger RNA of Exophiala xenobiotica, 4828 nucleotides long. RefSeq lists its product as uncharacterized. Gene Ontology annotation, molecular function: protein binding. Lineage: Eukaryota; Fungi; Ascomycota; Eurotiomycetes; Chaetothyriales; Herpotrichiellaceae. The transcript has a single exon. The record is from RefSeq and is a predicted model, not a curated record. Gene Ontology annotation, biological process: transcription by RNA polymerase III. Bases 290 to 4666 code for a protein of 1458 amino acids. Gene Ontology annotation, cellular component: transcription factor TFIIIC complex.